AAACCAGUGUCUGCCUCCCGACAAAGAAGAAGGAACAAAGAAAAAUCCCCACCACCUGCUGUCACUUUCCCUCUCCAAACCCUAAUUCAAAUCCCACCACAAGCCCGCAGGGAUCGCAAUCUCCCCCAACGAUCCUCCUCCACAAACUCCCCUUCCCCCGCCAAUCCCCAAUGGCGGACCCCUAGUUAUCAAUCCCUCAGCAGGGUAGGGUUCAUGGAUCAUCCCCCCCUCCUCCUCCUCCUCCUCCUCCUCCGCCAUGGCUCUCGUCGUUCGUUUCCCCGCCGCCGCGCUCCGCUUCUCUCCCUCCUCCCCCGCCGCUCCACAUUGCUAUCGCCACCGCCGACGCCACCGGAAGCCCCUCUUCUCCAAGGCCGCGGUGAGGGCGGAAGCGCGGCGAGAAGGAGGCGGCGGAGCGGCGGCGAGUGGGGCCGCCGUGGUGUGGUUCAAGAAUGAUCUCCGCGUCGACGACCACCCGGGCCUCGUUGCCGCCGCGGCACGGCACCGGAUCGUCGUGCCGCUCUAUGUCUUCGAUCCUCGGCUUUUGUCGGAUUAUUCAGAUGUAAUGCUUGGACUCCUACUUUCUGCUUUGGAAGAUCUAAAAGAGCUGUUGAAGUCUCAAGGUUCUGAUCUAAUUAUUGGAUUAGGGAGUGCAGAUGAUAUUAUUGCGAAUAUUGUGAAUGAGGUAAAAGCUAGCCAUGUGUUUGCAGAAGAGGAGGUAGAGUAUAGUCUUCGUAAUGUAAUUGUCAAUGUCGAAACAACUUUAUCUGCUUCAACUUUUUCAUGGGGUAGUCCUGAGCUUGUAUUUUGGAGAUCUCCGUUAUAUGAUAUUAAGAAUUUGAUGGAGCUACCUGAAUCGUAUGAUUUAUUUUUAAAGAUGCGAGCACCAACAACAGUUCCUCUUGCAGCUCCAAUCUUGCCUGUACUGAAUAUGGAAUCAAACCAAGGUGCUUUACCUACGCUUAAUGAAGUGAAGAAGCACUUGAAAGAAAAGAGUCACCAAGUAGAUGAGAGCUGGGUUUCUCUUAAGAAUGUAUCGGCUAAAACCUUUCUAAGAAAGGAACAAUCCAGUCAAGUAGUGGGAAAAACAGAUACUACAGGAAAUCUUAGCAAUUAUGGAGGAAAUAAUAAGGAAAUUUCAGCAACAUCCAGUAAUAUACGAAAGAUGAAACUUGUGAAGUCCAUGUUUGCAUCUGAAAAUGCAAGCGAAGUGAAAGGUGGAACGAAUGUUGUCUUAGAUGCCCUAGCUGCUUAUUUAAGAUAUCUAGAGGGUACAGCAAGGGAUGAUUGGCAAGAGCUGCAUGAGAAGUUACGGAAAACUGAAAGCAGGAAAGGAGCCUCAUUUUUUGCCUUGUUUGGUCCUGCUCUUAAGCUUGGAGUUAUAUCCAGGAGGAAAGUUUACUAUGAGGCCAUUAAGUAUGAAAAAGAACGUAAUGCCGGUUUUCUAUCCCCAUUUGGAUAUUCAGCACCUACGGUCACAGCUGCAGUUGAUGCUAUCUGCUCUAUGGAGUGGUAUUGGCUUUUGGCUUUGAAUUCCCAAAUAUGCAAUAAAGGGAUGUAUCCGAUAAGAAUUUGGAGAUGGAAAGGCUAUAUAAUUCAGUAUGCAGCUGUUGGUAAUGAAGGUCCUGCAAUUCUUUUUGUACAUGGAUUUGGGGCUUUCUUGGAGCAUUUCCGUGACAAUAUAGCUAGUGUUGCUGAAGCUGGAAACCGAGUUUGGGCAAUCACACUUCUAGGUUUUGGGAAGUCAGAAAAACCAAAUACCAUUUAUUCGGAACUUAUGUGGGCGGAAUUGUUGAGAGAUUUCAUUGUUGAUGUUGUGGGUGAACCAGCCCAUCUGGUUGGCAACUCCAUUGGUGGUUAUAUCGUUGCUAUUGUGGCUGGUUUAUGGCCUGCUUUGGUUCAGUCUCUGGUUCUCAUAAAUACUGCUGGUUCAAUCGUCCCAAGCUAUUCCUCUGUUCCAUUAAUUGAAGAAGAACGGCCUUCUGGGCUUGCAUGGUUGCAGGCUCGCCUCCUUUUGUUAUACUUGAGGACAAGAGCUGGAAACAUCCUCAAAAACUGUUACCCUGCUAAAACAGAAAGGGUUGACAAAAUGCUCGUAAAUGAUAUAGUGAGAGCUUCUUAUGAUCCUGGUUCAGCUACAGUUCUCGAGAGCAUAUUCAAUUUCAACUUGUCAAUUCCACUCAACUUUCUCUUCGACUCUUUCGGAGGAAAAAUCCUAAUCAUACAAGGGAUGAGAGAUCCGAUCACGAAAUCUGAGUUGUUCCUAUCAAUGCUUAGGGAGCAUUGCAGCGGGGUUGCAAUUAAAGAACUGGAUGCAGGGCAUUGUCCCCAUGACGAGCUACCGGUGGAAGUGAACUCGACAUUGAGCGAAUGGGUCAAGGCAACUGAUGUCAAACUCACCGUGGAAAAAGCUUAAACGUUUUCAGUGCUGAUGACAUUCACAUGUUUUUGAAAUUUUUGGAGUUUCAACUGCUUAUAUACGUAUUUAUGUAUCAAGAUGUUGUAACUGCACUUCACGCCUCUUGAGGUUUACUGCAAAUUAUGUUAGCCCUCUUUGUUUUAUAUUCUACUCGAUUUUUUCACUAUCGUAUGUUCGGCUCGUAUUGGUUA
Molecule: messenger RNA, 2607 nt
Organism: Ananas comosus (pineapple)
Lineage: Eukaryota; Viridiplantae; Streptophyta; Magnoliopsida; Poales; Bromeliaceae
Exons: 14
Coding region: 257-2413 (718 amino acids)
Source: RefSeq, a predicted model, not a curated record